Dreissena polymorpha is the source of this 756-nucleotide messenger RNA. Its product is annotated as fibropellin-3-like. Bases 1 to 756 code for a protein of 251 amino acids. Gene Ontology annotation, molecular function: calcium ion binding. NCBI's taxonomy places the organism in Eukaryota, Metazoa, Mollusca, Bivalvia, Myida, Dreissenidae. The transcript has 7 exons. The record is from RefSeq and is a predicted model, not a curated record.
AUGACAGAUAUCGACAACUGCUCUCCCGACCCCUGCGCACGUGGAACAUGUGUUGACAAGGUCAAUGAUUAUAGCUGCACGUGUCCGCCGGGUUAUGAAGGAAAGACAUGCAGUGGCAAUAUUAACGAGUGUUCCAGCCUGCCGUGUCAAAACAAUGGGACAUGUAACGACUUAGUCAACUCGUUCUCAUGCAGCUGUGCCCCAGGCUAUACUGGCCCAACGUGCGCAGCAGACAUCAACGAGUGUUUGACGAAACAGUGCCAGAAUGGAGCCACUUGUGUGGACCUGGUGAAUGCUUACGUGUGUCAGUGCGUGGCUGGGUACACGGGAAGCAACUGUGAGACGGACGUCAACGAAUGUUCUCCCAACCCGUGUCAGAACGGAGCCACGUGCGCGCAUAGUAUCAACAACUACACGUGCACGUGUGUAGCGGGCUACACCGGGAUAAACUGCCAAACUGACAUCGAUGAGUGUUCACCCAGCCCAUGUCUCAAUGGCGGCCUCUGCUCAAAUGAGAUCAACAAGUACACGUGCACCUGCACUUCCGGGUACACUGGUAUCAUCUGCAGGCCAGCUUUGCUGGGCGAUGACUGCAGCGUCCGACCGGCAGUGUGCUCUAACAUCCUGAACUCGCAGUGCACGGGAGGCACGUGCCAGUGUUUGACGGGAUACGAGAAGACAGGCGAGGCAACAAAACGUCUCAUAUAUCUGACAAAGAUUAUUGUAGAAGAACGACCUGGUAGCAUUCACACUUAA